Molecule: messenger RNA, 1720 nt
Organism: Sipha flava (yellow sugarcane aphid)
Lineage: Eukaryota; Metazoa; Arthropoda; Insecta; Hemiptera; Aphididae
Product: zinc finger protein 227-like
Exons: 3
Coding region: 391-1605 (404 amino acids)
Biological process (GO): regulation of transcription by RNA polymerase II
Molecular function (GO): RNA polymerase II cis-regulatory region sequence-specific DNA binding; DNA-binding transcription factor activity, RNA polymerase II-specific
Source: RefSeq, a predicted model, not a curated record
UUAUACACAUACGUACUCUAUGCGCUAGAUUACAACGUCGUCGGACCGGACAAGUGACAGAACAGUUCUGUGCUUUAAUGGUCCAACGUUGUUUCCUGUUCAUCUUGUUCCCGUCUCGAUUAACCGUUUCUCGCUUCCUCGGUCAGAUUUUCUCCGUCUCCGUACGGCGACAAUCUCCCUAACCCUACCCACUUGCAUGUACCACGCCGUCGAUCUAUCAUCUUAUGCAACCGCCGCCGCCGUGUGGUCCAUCCCGUCGUUGUCGUCAAAGAUGUUUGCAUGCCUAUGACGCCGUCCGAUCGCUGCAGCCUCCGUCGCCCCACGAGUCUGCACGCGGUAAUGGAAUUCAGCGACUGUUGAACAGACAUCAACCGCUGUUUGUCCGGCCAAAUGGAAAUGGCUCAUCCGGCGUCCACGGCCCAUGCCGGUGUCAUGGACAAUAUCAAACAAGAGCACUCCGACAGCCGUGGACCACUAAUCAAUAACCUAAGCAAUAUGCCAGCAUUUGGUUUAGCAGCUAGUGCUUACGAACUAAAUCCCAAUGCUCGAUUAACUAUUCGAUUCGAUCGAGAAAUGUUCAACCAUAGUUUGUUUGACAGUGAAAUAGAAAUCAGUCCAGGUAGUAUUGGGAACAAUAUGGCAUUUCGAUUCAACAGAAAUGAUAUAUUCAGACCUCCACAUUUUGAGUUCAGCAACAGAAGUAACCCAUUGUUAAAUGGACACUUUACUUCAAACAUGGAAGUAGCUGAAAAUGUAAGUACUAAAAAGCACUUGAAUGAAUUCGGUCUUAAAAAAACAGAGGUCAAAGCCAAGCCGUUCAAAUGUGAUGUCUGUAAAAAAUCAUUUUCCAGUUCUGGUGGUUUGACUGUUCACUACAGAAUGCACACAGGUAAUAAACCAUUUAAAUGUGAUUUAUGUUGUAAAACCUUCUCGAAUUCGAGUCAUUACAAUUACCAUAUGCGUGUGCAUUCUGGAGAUAAACCAUUUAAAUGUCAUGUAUGCAACAAAGAAUAUUCUUGUGCCAAUGGCAUUUUAUACCAUCAGCGAACUCAUCAUUUUUUGCAAGAUUCAAAAUCACUAAAAUGUGAUGUGUGCGAUAAGCUUUUCUCCAGCAUUGGUGGCCUAACUGUCCAUUACCGCUCUCACACUGGUGAUCGUCCAUUUAAAUGUGAUGUUUGUUUUAAGACUUUCACCAGCUCCAGUCACUGCAAGUAUCAUCAAAAGUCUCAUUCUCAGAUGAAUACAAAAAAAACUUUGAAAUGUGAUGUAUGCAAUAAACUGUUCUCCAGUUCUGGUGGCCUCGUAGUCCACUCUAGAAUGCAUACUGGUGAUCGCCCUUUCAAGUGUGAAGUAUGCUUCAAAGCUUUUACUAGUUCCAGUCACUUCAAGUAUCACCAAAAAUCACACGUGGUUUCAAAUGAAAAAAAAACAUUAAAGUGUGACGUUUGCGACAAAUUGUUUUCCAGUACAGGUGGGCUAGUAGUUCAUUAUCGAACGCAUACUGGCCACAGACCAUUCAAAUGUGACAUUUGCUUCAAAUCUUUUACCAGCUCCAGUCAUUUUAAAUACCACCAAAAAACUCACAUGUAUAAUACUCUAAUAUAGAUUUUAUGUUAAACUUAUGAUUUUUAAAUACUAACAUUUUAGGUUAGUAAACAUUAUUAGUUAUAUAUCUGACAUUUCUGCCCAAUACUGUAAAUAUAAUGUAAGUGAAUAUUUA